Molecule: messenger RNA, 3074 nt
Organism: Pyrgilauda ruficollis (rufous-necked snowfinch)
Lineage: Eukaryota; Metazoa; Chordata; Aves; Passeriformes; Passeridae
Gene: MYCBPAP
Product: MYCBP associated protein
Exons: 19
Coding region: 394-2997 (867 amino acids)
Source: RefSeq, a predicted model, not a curated record
GGGGCGCUGGUCGGCGGGAGGUGUUACUGCACGGUAGGCCCCUGUAUCCCGGUGUUCCGGGUGUCCUGAGGCCCAGUGUCCCGGCGCCCUGGUGUUCCUAGUCGCCCAGAGUUCCGUGUCCCCGGUGUCCCGAAGCCCCAGUAUCCUCAAUGUCCCGGUAUCCCGCUGUCCCGUUGUCCCCGGCCGUGUCGCAGCAAUACGGCGCAUGCGCCUGGCGCGCCCCGCCCGGUUGAGCGGUGCCGCGGAGCGCCAGCAGGGGGCGGUGCGCCGCGCGGCCUGUCGCGGCCUGUCGCUCCCUGUCGCUCCCUGUCGCGGCCUGUCGUUCCCUGUCGCUCCUUGUCGUUCCCUGUCGCGGCCUGCGGCGGGGCCGGGCCCGGGGCCGGUGGCAGGGACAUGGCGUCGCGGCGGGGGAGUCGGUCUCGGAACCGGAGUCCUCCUGGCAAGAAGGAAAAGUCUUUUGAACGACCCUCUUUAACAAUGGAAGAGCCUGAGCCUGAGCCUGUUCCAUAUGUUCUCCAACGACAAGACUUCCAGGCACUUGAAAUUAAAGAGGAGGACCUGGAGAAACUCCAUGCUCCAUGCCUUGCCUAUGGUGCUGGGAGAAUUCCAGUUCGGAGGAAUUACCUUGUCCGAAAAUACCGACCCAAGGAGGUGGCACAUCUCGUGGCACAUCCUGUUCCCCCCAAGGCACCCAGAGGACCACUGACUUUUCCUGGACCAAGACAGUUUGAUGAUGGCUGUGAAGGGAUCCUCCCUCAUCACAUUUUGGGAAGUCUCCAGGAGUUAAAGAUGGAAGCCUUGGCCAAAAGAAACACUCAGCUAGCAGAUGCUAUUAAGGUUCCUCAUCCAGAUGUUACUGCAGCAGCUUUAGAAGAGGAACAUGGAGAAGAGAAGAAAGAAAAGUCACAUCAGGCCCAACUAGCAGAGCACAAAGCUUUCCAGAACUGGAGCCAUCAUAUGGCAAUGAGGAAAAAGCAGGAGAAACACCUAGGAGAAAUUCUUCACAAGCCAGAGAAUGAACUGCUGAUGAACAUGUCAGACAAUUACAGGCAAAUCCAGGAAGAACGUGACCUCAUUGACCGGAGUCUCCCUGCCCUAUUUCCUGGAAAGGGAUACCGAGUGGGAAGUGAGUUCUGGAGCCUUCCUGAGCAAAUUGGGGAUGAUCUCACCGGGCUGACUCUGACCCUGACCCGGACAGAACGUGGGCACCCAGAACCACUCACUCAUGUGGGGAAGCCCCGAACCAUCCAGAGGGAAACAGGUCUGAAGCCUCCAAAGAAGAUUCCUUACCACGUAAACUGGGAUAAGAGUCUUUUCCUGAAACAUCGACGGCAGGAGCUAAAAUCUCUCCUAGAGGAGCUGGGCUUUUAUAAGCCGGAUCUGGAAGGACUGGAGGUGAUUGGGAAAGGGCAGCCUUUCACAUCUGUCUCAGCUGAGGCUUUUCUACAUACCACCAUUUCUGAAGAGAUUGAGAUCCUGAGUGACCCCUUAGGUGACUCCUUCACUGUGGUUCCAGAAGCUGAAAAGGUUCCAUCUUUAGUUUUCUGUGGCCAGCCUGCUCGUUGGAUCAAGGGCAUCACUGCUUGCAGGGAGGAAAUUGGUAUUGCUGCCCGGCUCACCUUUGAGACUCUGGCUAGUGAGAAGGCUGAAAGCUUCCUGACAGUGACCAAUGAUGGCAUAGCUUCCAUUUGGUACAACUGGAUGAGGCUUCCCCAGCAGAUCCCCUCCAGAGAAACCAAGGGGAGGAGAGGGCCCUGCUUUUACUUUGAUACCAGACCAGGUGUAAUUUUGCCUGGAGAAACUCGGACGUUUUCUUUUAUUUUCAAGUCAGAGAGAGCAGGCAUUUUCAGUGAACCCUGGGAAUUUAGGACACAUCCUCUGUUAUUAGGAGGAGCUCUGCUUCAGGUGACCCUUUGGGGAAUUGCUGUGUAUGAGGAUAAACUGGCUGACUUCAGAGAGAAAUUGGAGAAUGAGCUGGCUGCUCGAGAAGGUGCUUCUAUAGUGAAAGAAAGCCUGAACGAACUUCUUGACCAAAUUCGGACCCCCGAAUGCACCCCAUCUCCUGUGGAUGCCUGUGUCACAGAGGAAGAGCUGUUCCACAGGAAAAAUCCCGAGUUGCAUUAUCAACAUCAAGUGAUAAAGCAGCUGCAUAAACUAUGGAGACAGCACCUGACUGUGCCUUCAGGCUUGGAGGAGGAAGUGCCCUUGGACCAGAGGAGCACUGCAGAAGGCAUGGAGUACCAGAAGAGCACCUUGGAGCCUCCCUCUGUCCGGAGCAGCACUACUGAGCCCCCACGUGGGAAGUACGCAUUACAGGAUGCUCCAAGGGAAAAGAGCACUGAGGAGGAAGAAGCAGGUCCUUCAGGAUGGAACCUUUCCAUUGAGGACUUUAAACAGGCUAUAAUGUCAAUCUCUGGGGAGGAGCAGCGGGAAGAAGCACUGACCCAGCUCAAUAAGGCAGCUCUGGAGCUGUGUGUUGAACAGAGGCCCACUCAGUCAGACCUUCUGUAUCCACUCUGCCUCCAGCUGUGGCGUGGAGCAAUUGAUGACUUGGUGUGUCACUCUCUGAGGCUGAGAUCUGUGCUUGGUUUGAUUAAGAAGGACGCCUAUGCAGAAACAGAGGAAGUAAAGCAAGGAGGAGCAAAAAAAGGAGGAAGGGAAGACAAAGUAUUUGCUAAGAAAGAAGAGAAAAAGGAUAAAGAAGGCAAAAAAAGUAGAGGGACAUCAGGGAAGGAGAAGGUGGAUCAUUCAGGCAGCAGAAAGCUGAAAGGUUCCAUUUCUGUGCACGAUAUGAAAGGGGGAGCAGAGUCCAUCAAAGGAAGAGGUGAGAAGCAGAAGGUGAAAGAGGAAGCUGCAACUACAGUUGGGGCAGAACCUGUUCAGGAGGACUCUAUUUUACUUGCAAGAUACCGGGAAAAGCUCUACACUGAAGUUUACAGGCUGCUGGAUUCAAUGGUGAGCAAAAUGGUGUCUUUAUUUGAGGAUCUGAAGCACUAACAUGCUCUGAAGUGGGAGUGAAGCCCUUUGUAUGUAGAAAUAGACUUGCUUUAAAAAAAAUACAAUAAAUAACCAUA